This is a messenger RNA of Gasterosteus aculeatus aculeatus (three-spined stickleback), 908 nucleotides long. RefSeq names its product NELL2 interacting cell ontogeny regulator 1 (gene nicol1). The record is from RefSeq and is a predicted model, not a curated record. NCBI's taxonomy places the organism in Eukaryota, Metazoa, Chordata, Actinopteri, Perciformes, Gasterosteidae.
AUUUUGACUGUAAAAGCAGGAAGUCUUGAUUCUGGUACCCACAUGGCGCAUGCGCACUUCCCUUGAAUCGCAUCCGAGGUGGGCAUCUUGCGUUGAUCUGGCGUUCAGCAAAAUAUCAUCGACUGAUUCACGGUAAGCGACCACAUCAUCGAGCAUGGCGUCCGGCGGACAUCUGCGGGCAGCCGCGCUGCUCCUGGCGGUGCAGCUGCUCCGCCUCGCGGCGGCUGAUCCGGAUCAGGACGGCGGGACCGUCAUCCCCGCAGAAAGUCGCCCGUGCGUGGACUGCCACGCUUUUGAGUUCAUGCAAAGGGCGCUGCAGGAUCUAAAGAAGACCGCGUUCAACCUUGAUGCCAGAACGGAGACGCUGGUGCUGAGGGCCGAGAGGAGGGCUCUGUGCGACUGCAUGCCCACCAACUCGCUGCGCUGAUGGGACGCCCGAGGACGGUCGCCGCGCCGACAACAGACCCCCGGAAAGCCAAACCACUCCACUCGUGUGCAGCGAUUUCCAUCUCAACCCGUCCGCGCCGCAGGCACUUUAUUUUCUGUCACAUCCCAGCGGCGUGACGCCCCCCCCCCGAUGUCACGCGUCGUUGUUCAGCCUUAUACCCGGGACGACUUUUAUACCGCUGAUGUUUGCCUGUGGAAUUAGUUUGAUCGUUUUGGUCGUCGUAGGAGUCGGGUCUCAUCUGUCUCCCGUUAAGCGUAAACGGCUUUGGACUUUUUUUUCUCGUAUUUGACUGUAUGAGGCGGUAGAAUGCGUCGAUACGUUUCCUCGUUGAAUGUGUGAGAUUAAUGUUUACAACGAUUAUACACAUCAAACUGUAGCAUCUCAUGGGAUUUAUUUAACUGCUCAGAAAUAUUUCAAUAACUGUAAAAAAAAAUAAAAAAAAUACAGAUUUUUUUUAGGC